Messenger RNA from Exaiptasia diaphana, 2015 nucleotides. Its product is annotated as fatty acid amide hydrolase. The record is from RefSeq and is a predicted model, not a curated record. The transcript is spliced from 22 exons. NCBI's taxonomy places the organism in Eukaryota, Metazoa, Cnidaria, Anthozoa, Actiniaria, Aiptasiidae. Gene Ontology annotation, molecular function: catalytic activity. The coding region runs from base 91 to 1899 and encodes 602 amino acids.
CCGGGAUACCUGUGUCCUAGGACUCCAACUGACGAGGGGGUGGAUUUUCGUGACUCGAGAGGUUUUGACAUAUUAGCAUAGAAAUAUAGAAUGGAUCCCACUAUUGUAGUAAUCUCUGGAGUGGUUGUCAUGGUAACAUGGUAUAUUAUGAGKCCUUCAAAAUCACAAAAUAUCAGGAUUAAAAAACUUGGAAAACCUGAUUUUCCUGUACAAUACAAUGUGCAUGACCUGAAUAUUCCAAGAGUUAGUGGAGUAGCUAUGCUAUUUGUCAAGUGGUUAGCUAAAACUAGUGCCAAGUAUAUUAUAGGACCAAGAAGUAUUAGUAAUUCUAACCUGGACAUAUUUCGAACUAUGGAAAUCCCAGAUUGUCCAACAAUUAUCCCAUUACCAUUACCUUCUUGGAGUCCUCCAAGUGUUCAAGAACAAACAAUAGAUUUUGUCCAGUACUUAAAGCAGCCCAAAAGAUAUCACAAGAAUUCAUUCUCCUUUGUCACCAUUGCGGAUUUAACUAAUGCAUACAGGCAGAAACAUAUUACUCCAUUAGAUGUAGCAAAUAAUAUCAUAAGGUGCAUUGAAGAUUCAGAUAAAAGAAGUCCUAAAAUGAGAGCUUUCACUCAGUACAAUAUUGAAGAAAUCCGUAAGAUGGCCAAAGAAUCUACUGAAAGGUAUAAGAAUGCCAAAACUUUAUCAUUCCUAGAUGGUGUUCCAGUUGGAAUCAAAGAAGAAUAUGAUGUGGUGCCAUAUUAUCUCUACAAUGGCACAACAUGCUGGACAGAUGAAGUAUGCCAAGAAGAUUCAUCAGUAGUGAAAAAACUCAGAGAUGGAGGAGCCAUGAUUGUUGGAAUGACUAAUAUGCAUGAGAUUGGCAUUGGAGUAACUGGAAACAAUUGCAACAGGCUACAUGGCACCCCCAGAAAUCCAUAUAAUGUUAACUWUUACACGGGGGGGAGCUCAAGCGGCUCUGCAGCUGCUGUUGCUUCAGGAUUGUGUCUAGUUGGACUUGGCACUGAUGGUGGAGGCUCGAUACGAAUGCCUGCUGCAGCUUGUGGAGUUGUAGGAAUGAAAGCUUCUUUUGGACGCAUUAACAAAGCUGGUGUUGUYCAUAUAUGUCACACUGUCAGUCACACAGGUCCRAUAUGUAAUAAUGUCACUGAUGCUGCUCUUGUUUAUGGAUUUAUUGCUGGAAAAGAUGAACAGGACUUUUGCACUCUGAGUCAACCUCCAGUUACUCUUCAAGGUUUUGAUCAGACUUUAAGCGGUAUUAGAAUAGGCAUUGAUGUGGAUUUCUUUGAGCACACAGAUGUUGAGGUGUAUAACAAAUGUUAUGAAGUGAUUAAAGGCCUUGAGCAGCUUGGCUGUAAAAGAGUUACAAUUCAAAUCCCUGAGUUAGAGGAAACACGUGUCGCCCAUGCAAUUACCAUCAUGAGUGAGAUGUCUACUGGGAUGGUCAACUACUUCGAAAGAUGUUAUAGUGAGCUGAAUACGGACUCUGUAUUAGCACUUGGAAUAGGAAAACAGUUCACCGCAAUGGACUUCAUUCAGGCACAAAAGCAAAGAACUCGAGCCAUGAUCUUCUUAGAAGAAAUAUUUCAAAAAGUUGACUGCAUCAUUACGCCAGCCUUAGGAACCAAAGUUCCCGUGAUUCGUGAGGACGCCAUUAAGUAUGGAGAGGCUAACACGGUGGUAAUGGGGAAAAUGAUGAGGUUCAUGUCGCUAGGCAACCUUACUGGAAUUCCUGGAAUGACACUUCCGGUUGGCUAUGAUGACAAUGGCCUACCCAUCAGCCUCCAGAUCAUGAGUGGCUGGUGGCAAGAGCACGUGAUGUUGAGAGUUGCUAAGGCAACAGAAGGAUUAGUUGAUAGGCGUCGACCCGAGGUCUUUUAUAACAUUAUGGAUUAGGAAUCUUUGAAAUGCAGUAAAACCAAGUAGAGAAACGGCAAGAAUUGCACUGUUUCUUAGCUCACAUCUCAAUUACAUCGUUGGUAAACAAACCCUUAAAUAAAAAAAAAGCGCGA